AUGCCGGAACGUCAUAUCUGCUCGAAACCCGGAAACGACCACACGCAAGCUGGAAGGUGGGACGGUCAGAACGAGAUCACGGCGCACAGGCCAGAAGUGUAUGACGGCGAGGAAUCUGCACUGGAUAAGCAGGAUCUCAUAGAUGGCGGUUGCCGGCUAUGGCGUGAAGGGAGCGACCGACUGUGGCGUGAAGACCGGACGAAACCGUACCAGGCAUCGUCAACCAGAGAAUGUGAGCAUUCAGCCUCUCUCGACCCGCAACCGCCACCACUCACCGCCGCCCCAAGUCAACCCCAUGUCCCUCCUCCAUCGCUGCAGCACCUCCCCCACCCUCCUCCCCCAACUCCACGCCAGAUCCUCAAGUCCGCCCACUCUCACCACCCGUUCCUCCUCACCCGCCUCGCCCACACCUACCUGUCCGCCUCGCUACUCCCGGCCGCGCAAACCAUCCUCAAUUCCUUCCCCAACCCUCCGCCCCUGUUCCUGUGGAGCGAGACCAUCAAGGCCUAUUCCCGCAACGGCCGCUUCCGCUCCGCCCUCGACGUGUACCACCGGAUCCUCUCCCUCGGCGUCUGCCCCAACGAGUUCACCUUCACCUUCACCUUCGUCCUCCCGGCCUGCGCCGGCGCGCGGGACCCCGACGAAGGCCGGAGGAUCCACGAGGACGUGCUCAGCUUCGGUUGCGGCUCCAACAUCUUCGUCGCCACGGCGCUCGUUGAUAUGUACGGGAAGUGCGGAGACGUCGGGUUGGCCCGGAGGGUGUUCGACGGAAUGCCUGUUAGGGGUGCCCCUAGCUUCCAUGCCCUAAUUUCUGGGCGAGCCUCAUUGCUAUCGUAUGUCUCGAAUGGGGAGUAUGAGGAAGCAAUUUCCAUAUUCAACCAAAUGCAGCAAUCUGGAGUGCAAUUUGAUGCAAUGACGAUGGCAGGCGUCCUGCAAGCUUGUUCCCAUUUGGGGACCCUCCAACGGGGGAAAUGGAUUCACGAGCAAGUCUUGCAGACCAACAUGGAUAUCAGCAUCCAUUUUGGUGCAGCUUUGAUAACCAUGUAUGCCCGGUGUGGUAGCAUCAACGAUGGACGGAGAAUGUUCGACGGUAUGCCCGAAAGAGAUUUGAUCUGUUGGACAGCCAUUAUCUCUGGAUACGGGAUGCAUGGUCUACCAAAAGACGCAGAGGUUCUUUUCAAUGAAAUGGUGGCAUCUGGAGUUAAGCCAGAUGCCACUGAGGAGAGGUUUGGCUUAAACAUACUGCCAAAUGAAUGAAGAAAAAUAGAAGGGUUAAGAUGGUGAAGUUGACAAUGAUAGCACGUGUUACUGAUGGCUUACCAUUAGCUGAAGGAUUGGAUGAUGGUCGUGACCAGAAAGAUGCAGACUUUUAUAAGCAGCAAGCUAAGCUUUUAUUUAAGAAUCUGUC
This is a messenger RNA of Zingiber officinale, 1408 nucleotides long. Its product is annotated as pentatricopeptide repeat-containing protein At2g33760-like. The transcript has 4 exons. Lineage: Eukaryota; Viridiplantae; Streptophyta; Magnoliopsida; Zingiberales; Zingiberaceae. Gene Ontology annotation, molecular function: RNA binding; protein binding. Gene Ontology annotation, biological process: RNA modification. The record is from RefSeq and is a predicted model, not a curated record. The coding region runs from base 1 to 1257 and encodes 418 amino acids.